AAGCAUGAUAUGCCUUUUCCAAGAUAUAUAUCUGCAGACUAUUUUGGUCCUAAACCUAUUACAAUUGGUGUUCAUUUUCCAAUCGGUCAUAAUGCGUCUUUUCCAGGUGAUGGAGAGAUUAUUGAUCCUGAUACUGGCGAAACUAAUUAUGUUUUUCAGCAUAACCAAGUGGUGAAAUGGAAAGAUACUGGUCUAGAAGCCAAUGGAGAUGAUUUAAUAGUGCAAGCUAAUGGUGUAUGGACAUUUUGGAGUAAUAACAACAAAAGAGAAUCUCAACAUAGUUACACUUUGCAAAGUUUGGAGCAGCUAAAACAUGCAACCAGAUUUGAAGGUGGACAAGGUGAUAAUAGUUUGUCUAACUUUCACUUGAUUUAUAAUGAUUAUAAACCUAGUACACCACAGAACAUUUCAAAUAAUCUUAACGCAAGUUGCACUGUGAGUUGUAACUGCAUUAAUAAAGAUGGUACAGUGUCACGUGGGGCUCUACGUUGAUCUACCAAAGGUUAUGGCGCUUAUCUUCUAUUAAAAUCAGGUGGCAAUCCUAAUGCAAGUCUGAAAUUAAUACGUAAUCCUUCAUUUCCCACUGUACAUUUGAGUUACAACUCUACGGCAGAAGACGGAAGUGGACUGUUUACUCUAGAAAGAAAUAGCACUAAAUUAAAGGACCAAAAUUGUGAUACAGUGAAAUUAAAAAAAAAAGAGAUGGAAAAUAUACGUAAAAAUAUUAGACAGAUAUUACUUAGAGAUAAUGUAGGUGGCUACACUCCUCUGAAUUUUUGAGUGGAGUGCAGAAGCCAAAUUACCUUUGGAUUUUUUUGAUUAUGAUUAUAACUGUUUAAAAUGUGCAUUAUUGAUUAACGAAAAUUGUGAAAAGCAUUUUGACAGUAAAGAUGCUGCAGCUGCACAAGCUGUGUCACGAGCUUUGACAAUUCUCUUCUUUCUUUGCUUGCUUUAUUCACAGUAAUCUCAUCACUUUUUUAUCUUUUUGGUAUGAUACGAGAAAGUAAGCAUAAUAUGCUCCUCAUCAGAAUAAUUAAAAUCACUCUAGUAAAGUACUUG
Molecule: messenger RNA, 1059 nt
Organism: Brugia malayi
Lineage: Eukaryota; Metazoa; Nematoda; Chromadorea; Rhabditida; Onchocercidae
Source: the annotation of a RefSeq genome assembly